GUCUUUGAAUCUUUGUUCAUCAUGCAUCUACAGCUAUAUGGUCUAAAAUCUCAUUAAAACCAUUUGAAUCUUGUUUGAGUUUCUGUGUUGCAAUGGAGAAGAUAUCUGCUUCUUCUCUUCUUCUUCUUAUGUUAAUGUUUGUUUUGGAGUUGGAGAUUAAUUUGUGUGUCGCCAUAAAUGCAUCUUCUGGUUGUGUUGCUGCAGAGAGGAAAGCUCUCCUCAAGUUCAAAGCAAGUCUUGUCAAUCCUACGAACAGAUUGUCCUCGUGGAGGGACCUGAACUGUUGCACGUGGGAAGGUGUCACUUGCGACCAGGUUACCGGGCAUGUUAUCAAACUUGAUCUCAGGGGCAAUGUUAGUUUCGACGGUUACAUGAAGAAGGCUAUUUUCGAUGACAGGUUAGUGGGUAAAAGUCUUGAUCCUUCUUUAAGGGAAUUGAAGUAUCUCAAUUAUUUGGACUUGAGUCAGAAUAAGUUUCAAGGAAGUAGAAUUCCUGAAUUUUUAGGAUCAAUGACUGAGUUGCAGUAUCUUAACCUCUCUUGGUGUUUUCUUGAUGGUGUUGUCCCAGACCAUCUUGGCAAUCUGUCAAAGUUGCGCAGCCUAGAUCUCCAUAAUAAUUAUGGCGGCCUUGUAUCCAACGAUAUCACAUGGGUUUCCAACUUUUCAUCGUUGGAAUAUCUUGAUUUGAGUAGGGUUAACCUUUCCCAAACUAAUGAUUUAGUUAAGGUACUCAACGUGCUACCUUCUUUGUCUGUGCUGCGCUUGUCAUGGAGUUCACUUAACAACAAUCACUUAUCCCAUGCUUGCAUAAAUUCUUCAUUUCUUUCACAUGUCUAUCGCUUGGAUCUUAGGGGGAACUCAUUUCACGGAGAAGUUCCUUGCUUUCUCUCCAAUAUGACUUCUCUGAGGAUUCUUGAUCUUUCGUACAAUGGAUACAACACUUCACACUUGCAAUUUUUAAAAGUAAGAAACCUUGUUCAUCUCAACCUUGAUGGGAACCAAUUUGAAUAUGAGUCAGAUUGGAUCUCCGAACUCUUGCGUGAUAAUUGCCGCUUGGAAUCAUUGUCUCUGUCUGGUAAUAACUUUCAUGGGGAGAUCUCAUCAGUUUUCAAUAAUAUUUCUGGAUGUUGGAGUCAAAAUUUGAAGAGCCUAGAAUUGUCAGGAAACAACUUCAAAGGUGAUUUACCAAACGAUUUGGACAAAGUCAAACGAUUAACAUUUCUUCGUCUUUCUUUUUCCAAUAUAAGUGGUGAAAUUCCUGAAUCUCUUGGAAACUUGUCGGGUUUGGAAGUGGUUGAUAUCUCUAAUACCAAGUUAGUGGGUCUCAUUCCAUCAUCCUUUAGAAAGUUGAAAGCAUUGAGAUGGUUGGGUCUCUCUUCGAAUCAAUUAAGUGGUGAAAUUCCUGAAUCUCUUGGAAACUUGUCGGGUUUGGAAGAGUUGGAUAUCUCUUAUAACAAGUUAGUGGGUCUCAUUCCAUCAUCCUUUAGAAAGUUGAAAGCAUUGAGAUUGUUGAGUCUCUCUUAUAAUCAAUUAAGUGGUGAAAUUCCAAUAUUUUUGGGGCAACUAUCAAAUUUGGAGGACCUGGGCAUUUCAGGCAACUUGUUCAAUGGAACAAUUUCUGAGGUUCACUUUGACAAGCUCUCGAAAUUAAAAGCGCUUUCUGUAUCCUCCAACUUGAUCACUUUUAAGUUUAGACAUGGCUGGGUGCCCUCUUUUCAAUUAAAUUUUCUUUUCAUGGGAUCUUCCGAUAUUGGAGGUCAGUUUCCAUCAUGGCUUCAAUCCCAGAAGACACUAGUUUACCUUAAUUUAUCCAAUUGCGGCAUUUCAGGAACUCUACCGAGCGACAUUGGUUACAUGUUACCUCUUCUGAAAUAUUUAUUAAUGAGCCGAAACUCCAUUAAUGGCUCACUACCCGAUUCAUUCUGCAAUAUGAUAGAUUUGUUGGUUAUAGAUCUCUCCAGCAAUAAUUUAUCUGGUAGUAUGUUGGAAUGUUGGCAAAAGUUUCAAGGCUUAAGGUUUUUGUCAUUGUCAUCCAAUGAGCUUUCAGGCACCAUUCCUAAAUCCAUUGGAGGUGCUGGCGGAUUGCAAUGGCUUUUGUUGAACAACAACAUGCUUUCAGGACCAAUUCCCUCCACUUUACAAAACUGUACUUAUUUAGAAGCUUUAGACGUUGGAGAAAAUAUGUUGUCCGGUAAAAUACCUGCAUGGAUCGGAAAUAAGCAACUUUCAUUGUUUAUUCUUAAGUUGAGGAAUAAUCAAUUUCAUGGGGAAAUUCCUCGGGCACUCUGUGAAGCUUCUCAACUUCAAGUGCUAGACCUCGGGAAUAACAAGUUGAGCGGAUACAUCCCGCACUGCAUUGGAAAUCUCUCAGGCAUGAUUGAAAUUAAGACUCCAGGUCUAAUCUCGUAUUUUCAUAGCUUACAUCAAGUGUUCAAAGGAGUAGUGAUGGAGUAUUCUAUGAAUAUAAUAUAUCUUGUUAAUUUGGAUCUUUCAUGCAAUAAUCUUACUGGGAAAAUUCCUUUAGAGAUGACGAACCUUCGCAACUUGUAUGGCCUCAAUUUGUCACAUAAUUCAUUGGAUGGAGAAAUUCCAGCAAAGAUUGGAGAUAUGACGGCUUUGGAAUCUCUUGAUCUUUCGAGCAACAAUUUGUUUGGAAGAAUCCCAAAUAGUCUAUCAAAUCUCUAUUUUCUGAGCCACUUGAACGUAUCCAACAAUAAUUUAUCCGGACAGAUUCCCACAGGAAAGCAACUGCAAACUCUCGGAGACCAUGCAAGUUAUGAUGGCAAUCCUCAACUCUGUGGAGCUCCUCUGCAAAAGAGAUGUCCAGGAGACAAUUCGCCGAAUGCUUCAAAUGUCAAAAAUCAUGUUGAACAAGAUGGAGACUCAAUGGAUAAAAUAUGGUUCUGUGCAUUUGUGGUGGGAGGAUUCGGCACUGGAUUUUGGGGUUUCGUUGGAUUGUUGGUAUUCAAAAGGAGCUUCAGACAAGCUUACUUUGGCUUCACAGAUGAGCUGGGGAACAAGAUUCUGCUUGCCACGGCAUUACUCCGUCGGAGAAUUUCAGGCGUGGCUUUUAGUUACAAGUACUCGAGACAAACAUUGGCUUGUUUGUAAUAGAUGAAAGUUGUAUAUUUGUCUUGAACUGAAGUUUUAUGUACAAUCAAUCACUAGUGAAGUAUGCAAGUAUUUUCACUGCAACAAGCAUUCCUUUUUACCCUGCGAAAAUUGUGAAGAAGAGAAGCCGAGAGACACUUGAAAAUGCGGUCAAUGAUAAAAACUUUCUCAGUUUGGCGGCGGAAACGGAAGUGGCAAUGAGCUUCCAAAGGAUCGAACAUCUUGGCAAGAGUGAUGCAGUUCGAUCCAUUUACUGAGCGACAGAGCAAUUUGUUGUUACGUCUAAAUGAUUAUUUAUGGUUGGGGCUAUCUCUAUGUAGAGGAGAUUUCCUUAGGAUUCUUUAGAUUCGUGUUUUUAUAUAAUUCUUGAUGGAUUAAUAGUCUUUAUUUAAAUCUACGUUUAGCAAGUUAGCUUGAUUGUUUUUA
Molecule: messenger RNA, 3536 nt
Organism: Andrographis paniculata
Lineage: Eukaryota; Viridiplantae; Streptophyta; Magnoliopsida; Lamiales; Acanthaceae
Product: receptor-like protein EIX2
Exons: 2
Coding region: 93-3110 (1005 amino acids)
Molecular function (GO): protein binding
Source: RefSeq, a predicted model, not a curated record